This is a messenger RNA of Molossus molossus (Pallas's mastiff bat), 1539 nucleotides long. RefSeq names its product serpin family F member 2 (gene SERPINF2). The record is from RefSeq and is a predicted model, not a curated record. Bases 1 to 1473 code for a protein of 490 amino acids. Lineage: Eukaryota; Metazoa; Chordata; Mammalia; Chiroptera; Molossidae. Gene Ontology annotation, molecular function: serine-type endopeptidase inhibitor activity. The transcript is spliced from 9 exons. Gene Ontology annotation, biological process: negative regulation of endopeptidase activity; negative regulation of fibrinolysis.
AUGGCGCUGCUGCAGGGGCUCCUGGUGCUCAGCUUGUCCUGCCUGCAAGGCCCCUGCCUGGUGUUCUCUCCAGUGAGCGCCUUGGAGCCUGUGGGCCAGCAGAUAAUAAUCGGGCCAUCCCAGGAGAGGCUAUCCCCGCUUAGCUUCCUCAAGUUGGGCAACCAGGAGGCUGGUGGUCAGACUGUCUCAAAGAACUCCCCAGGAGACUGCAGUGAGGCCCCAACCCGGGAGCAGACUCGCAGGCUGGCCAAGGCCAUGAUGGCCUUCACCACAGACCUCUUCUCCCUGGUGGCCCAACGGUCCACCAGCCCCAACCUCAUCCUGUCACCUCUGAGUGUGGCCUUGGCACUGUCUCACCUGGCACUAGGUGCUCAGAACCAAACACUGCAGAGGUUGCGGCAGGUGCUGCAUGCGGACCCGGCGCCCUGCCUCCCCCACCUGUUGAGCCGUCUCUGCCAGGACCUGGGCCCUGGGGCAUUGCGAAUGGCUGCCAGAAUGUACCUGCAGAAAGGAUUCCCCAUCAAAGAGGACUUCCUGAAACAAUCAGAACAUCUCUUUGGUGCAAAGCCCAUGAACCUGAUGGGAAAGGAGGGGGAUGACUUGGCGAACAUCAACAAAUGGGUGAAGGAGACCACGGAGGGGAAGAUUGAGGAUUUCCUCUCGGAGCUGUCAGAUGACACAGUGCUGCUCCUCCUCAAUGCCAUCCAUUUCCAGGGUUUCUGGAAGAGCAAGUUCGACCCCAGCCUCACCAAGAGAGAAGCUUUCCACCUGGACGAGCAGUUCACGGUGCCAGUGGACAUGAUGCAAGCCCACAUGUACCCUCUGCGCUGGACCCUGCUGGAGCAGCCUGAGAUUCAGGUGGCUUAUUUCCCCUUUAAGAACAACAUGAGCUUUGUGGUCAUUGUGCCCACCUACUUUGAGUGGAAUGUGUCCCAGGUGCUGGCCAACCUGAGCUGGGACAUCCUGCACCAGCCCUUGCUUGAGGAGAGGAUCACCAAGGUCCAGCUGCCUAAGCUGCAUCUGAAAUAUCAGCUGGACCUGGUGGCCACCCUCAGCCAGAUGGGCCUGCAGGAGCUGUUUCAGGCCCCAGACCUGCGUGGGAUCUCUGACCAGAGCUUGGUGGUGUCCAGUGUGCAGCAUCAGUCUGCUUUGGAGCUCGGUGAGGCCGGCGUGGAGGCGGCCGCAGCCACCAGCUCUGCCAUGACCCGCAUGUCCCUCUCCUUCAGCGUGAACCGCCCUUUCCUCUUCUUCAUCCUGGAAGACACCAUGAGCCUGCCCCUCUUUGUGGGCAGUGUGAGGAACCCCAACCCUGGUGCACAGCGGGAGCACAAGGAGCAGCAGGACUCCCCUGCCAGCAGGGACCUUUUCCCGAACCACAAAGCCUUCCCCCGCGGAGACAAGCUCUUGGGCCCUGACUUGAAACUGGCGCCCCUCUCAGAGGAGGAUUACCCCCAACCUAGCAGCCCCAAGUGAGGGGCUGUGGGCUCCAGCAUCCUGAGUCCCUGCCUGGACCAGCCUCUCGAUUCAUGACUCUUUCCA